Messenger RNA from Vespula pensylvanica (western yellowjacket), 287 nucleotides. RefSeq lists its product as uncharacterized. The record is from RefSeq and is a predicted model, not a curated record. The transcript has a single exon. Lineage: Eukaryota; Metazoa; Arthropoda; Insecta; Hymenoptera; Vespidae. Bases 1 to 255 code for a protein of 84 amino acids.
AUGAAUCAAUUCCGAUCAUUAGUGAGGAACAAGGCGCCUAACAUUCGCAUACAAGAUCAAAUGCAAGACCAAGUGAGAACGUUGGAUAGAAAUUUCACUCGUAGCCAGUUUAAUGGUACGGCGCAAAAUAAUGCUGUACCUAACAUGUACGGUACAUAUAACAGAGCACAUGGAAGACAAGAAAAACCAACGGUAGCUACGUUGAGUCAAGUACAGGGUAGCGAUCCUAAUCUAUACGCUGUUACGGAACUUUAAGCGACCUAUUAAUAACACCAAAAGAAAAAGAA